GCUUUGAUGAUCUAUCACAUAAUGAGCUUAAGCUAACAUAAAUCAGCAAUCGAUCGCGGAAAUUACAGUCCAUUGCAAAAUAAUGCUUCAAAAUGAGAUUUUAGUAAACAAAAUCUACGAUUUUUUUAGUUUCUGACCUCGGUUGCGAAGGCGGGAUCAUAAACAUUGAAUCCCCCAUAGAUAUCGUCAUCUUCUUCCUCGCCAACUAAGUGCACUGAAUUCAGCAUAUUCCCAGGAACCUGUAUACUUCGAAAUAUGUCAAUAAAGGCGACAAUAACAGGCCUCUUUGUCGUACUUUUUCUUAUUCAAAUAUUUCAAGCAGUUGCCAUAAACAAUUUUCACCGUACCCAGGUUACAUUGCGGUAUGACAUCAAUCCCAUGCUGCAGCGCGGUUAAGGAGGCAAAUUCAAAAUGGCGGCUGUCAGGGAAGAAAGUUGUUUGCAAUGGCUCAAGACGAAAUACAACGUUAACGUACGGCAGGAGUGGUUGGAGGCUUGCAUUGAAUUUCUGAGACAAGAGCACGGGGGAAGAUUUAAUUCUCAGUCUCAUCUAAACGACUUGGUGUAUGAGCAGUUAUUAAUGGCUGACUUUCAAGAAAUGAGUCUUGGCUCUUUACCAAAUGUAUCAGGACAGCUAAUGGUUACCCUUCAAGGGAAGCACACUCUACAGAUGAAUUCUAUCUUAGAUGUUGGUCAGUCAGCUUAUUCUCAGAUACAGAAAAUGAAGGGAAAAGAUGAUCCUGAGACAUUGAGAGAAAACAGUGCAAACAAAGACACUUGGGAGAAGAAAGUGAAGCCAAGCAGAAUGCUGUACCUCCAGUUAAAUGAUGGAUCACAGAGUAUACAAGCCAUGGAAUACCAACUGAUUCCUUCUUUAAGGCUUGAUAUACCUCCAGGCACAAAGGUUCAGAUACAAGGCCCUGUUGACUGUAGACUUGGGGUUCUGCUCCUGACGGCCAAAAAUAUCCACAUUCUAGGAGGAACCAUUGAUGAGCUGGUUGAAACUAACUGUUUGUGGAACAUGUUGCACAAUGCAAUCGGCAAAGAGCCACCUCCACAGCCUGCUGGUGUUAAAGUACAAGAAGCUUUAUCACACCAAGAACCUGCUACAGCAUCCAAUAACUAUGAAUCCAAUGAACCAAUAAAUAAUGUACAGAAUACAAGGAAUUCAGUUCAAACAGAUAACUACAAUAAAAUAACAAGUAGAAAGAAUACAAGACCAUCAAAUAAUCAUGGUAAUUUUACAAGCAAGCAGCCACAGUCAAGUAUUCAACUAAAAAUGGAAAAUGAAGACUUUGAGCAGUUUGAAGUAGAAAAUGAUUAUUUUGAUGAUGUUGGUGAUGAGAAUUUUGAUUUUGAUCAGCUGGAUCAAAUGGAGCAAGAUGUCGCUUUAUCGGAGCCUGAUGACUUUGAAGAAAAAGAGGCUCAUGACGUGGAGCAGUUUGAUGAUGGAAUGUUUGGUGAUGCUGAUGAAUUGAUGGAUGAUGACCUUGAAGACUUUGACCUUGACACCUCCAAAAGCACUCAAAAUCUAAAAACUCCUACUGCAGUAUCUAAUAAGAGUAAUAUACAAUCUAAGAUUGAUAUAAAAAGACCAAAUAUACAUUUAUCCAGUGGAACUAACUCCAACAGUGCAAAACAAGUCAAGUCUCAACCAAACCACGAACAAAAAAGCUUUUCUAUUAUGAUGGGUUCCAGUGCAAUCAAUAUUAAUAUAAAUGCAGCAGGAAAUACACUGCCACAUCAAGCGGAACUGAAUAAACUUCAACGAAGAACAAUGUCAUUGAGAUCACAGCUUGGAACAGCAGUUGAUGAGCAAGUUUCAGCAGCACUAGCUGCAGCGGACGCUGCUGUGGCUUCCGCUACUAAUAGCAUUAAUAAUACUUUGAUAAAUAUUAAUUUUGAUAAGCCAUCUGUUAAAACUGGUAAAAAUAGAGCUACAGUAAUAACUAAACCAGCUAACAAACAUAAAUCAGCUAGUAUACUCUCACAUCUUGUGCCUCGAACAAAGGAAGCUGAAGAAAAUAUCACACAGCAUAAAAAGAUCAAAAUUGAAACAAAUACUGGUGCAAGCUAUCUUGACCAGGAACCAUCAAGACCAUACCAGUACUUAUCUACAGUGAUUAGGAAUCUACCUGGUAAAGAGGACAAAACUAUUAGAAUUAAGGGUUAUAUAUCUACAUUGAUAUCGCAUUCUCAAGUAUCUGAUCUUAACCAGCAAUGGAGGGUGACUGUUAAAAUCAACGAUGGAACAGCAAGUAUUGAUGCUGAUUUAGGUGAACAGGUUUUGACAGAGCUCCUUGAUUGCCCUCUUGCAUUGUUUCAGAGGCAAAUGGUAGAAGCAAAAAAAAGUCGUGAUCCUUUAAAAUGUAGAGCAUUACAACAGAAAACUGUAUUAUUUCAGCAAAAGCUGAGCAUGAUUUCAUGCCUCAUGGAUUUGCAUUUCUCCAUGUCACAGCCAAGACCAGUUGUCACAGGUCUUUUUGAAGCUAAUGACAAGGACAUCCAAAGUCUUUUACAAAGUUUUAAAUGAAGUUUAUUGCAAGCAUUAUUUUUCAAUAUCAAACCUUUAUGAAAGCUUAUUGAAUAUUUUGGGAUAAUUUUUAAAUAUUGUGAAUAUAUAAGAGUUGAUUAUAAAAAGGGAAAAAAUAGUGAAAAAAAUGUG
Exaiptasia diaphana is the source of this 2664-nucleotide messenger RNA. RefSeq names its product recQ-mediated genome instability protein 1. The transcript is spliced from 10 exons. Gene Ontology annotation, molecular function: nucleotide binding. Gene Ontology annotation, cellular component: RecQ family helicase-topoisomerase III complex; nuclear body. Bases 412 to 2532 code for a protein of 706 amino acids. The record is from RefSeq and is a predicted model, not a curated record. Gene Ontology annotation, biological process: resolution of meiotic recombination intermediates; double-strand break repair via homologous recombination. Lineage: Eukaryota; Metazoa; Cnidaria; Anthozoa; Actiniaria; Aiptasiidae.